Molecule: messenger RNA, 1815 nt
Organism: Sorghum bicolor (sorghum)
Lineage: Eukaryota; Viridiplantae; Streptophyta; Magnoliopsida; Poales; Poaceae
Product: basic proline-rich protein
Exons: 1
Coding region: 414-1760 (448 amino acids)
Source: RefSeq, a predicted model, not a curated record
CGUUCGUUGGUGACAUGAUUUAAGUUUUCUCUUUGUUUAUGUGAGACUAUCAAACUAUCGGCGGCGAAGUACAAAAGAAAAGGCUUUGGUUUUCUUUAGUUUUGCAGGUGGCAGCUUAGUAGAUAUACCUAUCAUGUAUUGGAACAGGUGAGCACAAUAAGAAUGCCAUGAGCCCAUGACCUCCCAAUCAAUUGCACUAAGCCACACUAGCAUGAGCUAUCUUAACCGACCGAAACCUAGACCAAACAGGAUUAGGACUGAGAUUCCCUCUGCUCCAUGCAAUGUUCGCCACUCUCCUACUACCACUACACUGACUGGAGUUGCUCCACAAAGCUGCACCAAACCCUCCUCUGCCUCGCUUCAAAAACCCUCUACCCCUCUCACAUUGCCUAGCUCACCAGAUCGAUCUUACCAUGGCUUCCCUCGCCAUCGUCCUGCUCCUCGCGCGCAUCUCCAGCUCCAUUGCCAUCCCAUCCAACUACAUCUCAAGGAGCGCCGAGCAGCAGGUCAUCGCCACCGUCGCGCCGGCCAUAGUUCCUGACAUCGACGGCCAGAGCGCCCAGCCGUUCCUCACGUCACCCUCCGGAUCGUACGCCGCAUACCUCCGCCGCGCCGUGGAUGGCGCCGCCGUCGGCCACGGAGGGGACGCGUGCUAUGUCCAAAUCCAGCAAGCUGGCGCCAGCGGCAGCGUGUGGGAGUCGGACUGCACCCCGGUGGGCGGCGCUGACGCGUGCGACCUGGCAUUCUCGCCGGUGGGGCUCGAGCUCUUCGCCGGAGGGCACUCAUUGUGGGACACCGGAGUCGACGCCGAUCCGGGAACGCUGAGCCUCGACGACGGUGGAGACAUGAAGAUUGUUAGCAAGGAAGGUGUGACGGUGUGGACGGCGAGCGGCGAGCCAUGGACGGGGCAGCAGUGCGGGGCACCCUUGCCACCGGUGUCAACCGCGCCUUCGGUGGAGGCGCUCCCUCCGCCGUCGACUGCCAGUGCCAGCACAAAACUCGUGACGCCGCCAGCAGCGACUCUUGCUGGUGCGGGGAGCACGGACUUUCCUGUCGGAGACCAACCACCGCCGCCGCCACUCGACACGUUGCCGGACUUGCCGGUCCAGCCGCCAGUUGACACGGCACCCGAACAACCACUGCCACCGCCGCCCGCGUCUCCCGACUUGCCGGACCUGUCGAUGCCACCGCCGCCAGCUUACACGACUCCCGACUCGCCGGACCAGCCGCUGAUGGCGCCCCCGCCAGCUGACAUGUUGCCGGACCAGCCGCUGUACUCGUCGCCACCUCCAGCUCCAGCCACCUUUGGCCCUCAAACGCCAUUAUUGCCACCUUUCGGCGUGCCACUCGCCGCCCCGCCGACCGGCGACACAAUCCCAGGCACGACGACCACGCCAUCGGGCGAGCCAGGAUCACCAGGCAGCGUGCCCUUCUCGGGACCAUCUCCAGUCGGCGUGCCACACCCGCACGGGCAUCCACACCAGCUGCCCCUUGGAGCCUCGCCGCCGCUGCCGGACGCGCUGGCGCCGGGCGGCGUCCACGGCGCGGGAGCGGGAGCCGGGCAGCCCGGUGCCCCCUUUGGCCAUGGGCAGCAGCAGGCGGGGCAGGGCGUGUUCGGCCAGCAGCCACAGCUGCUCAACGGCGAGGGGCAGCCGUUGGAGGACAGCGCCGGUGGGUGGUCAAGAACAAGAAGUGAGAGCGGCAGAGUGGCGGCGUGCAUGGCCUUGUUCGCUCUGGUGACACUGGGCUUUGGCUUUUAGUUUCUUCCCCUUUUGUGUUUUGGUUUUAAUUUGGGAUUGGAUUGGUCUUUAUGUA